This is a messenger RNA of Grus americana (Whooping crane), 477 nucleotides long. RefSeq names its product metallothionein-1. Lineage: Eukaryota; Metazoa; Chordata; Aves; Gruiformes; Gruidae. The transcript is spliced from 3 exons. Gene Ontology annotation, molecular function: metal ion binding. The coding region runs from base 116 to 307 and encodes 63 amino acids. The record is from RefSeq and is a predicted model, not a curated record.
UUUUGCACUCGCUCUCGCCUGGCCAAGGAUAAAUAGAAGGCGGCCGCGAGUCCUGCCAAAGCCGCUCUCCCCAUCGCCCGGCGCUUCCGACAGACGGUACCCAGCCCAGGCAGACAUGGACUCCCAGGACUGCCCCUGCGCCACGGGUGGCACCUGCACCUGCGGGGACAACUGCAAAUGCAAAAACUGCAAAUGCACAUCGUGCAAAAAAGGCUGCUGCUCCUGCUGCCCGGCGGGAUGUGCCAAGUGCGCACAGGGCUGCGUCUGCAAGGGCCCCCCCUCCGCCAAGUGCAGCUGCUGCAAAUAGGGACCCCCAGCUGCACAUCUGGGGGUGCUGCACAUCUGGGGGGCUGAAGAAGAAUAACCUUAUUGUGUAUGUUGGGUUUUUUUAUAUGUGUUCAGAUAUCUUUAGUCUUUGUCACGUGCGAUGUGUAAUAAGCUACCUAAAUAAAGCGAUGUGUAUAUAAAGGUCUAUAA